This is a messenger RNA of Aspergillus brunneoviolaceus CBS 621.78, 849 nucleotides long. RefSeq names its product putative short-chain dehydrogenase. The transcript has 3 exons. The record is from RefSeq and is a predicted model, not a curated record. The coding region runs from base 1 to 849 and encodes 282 amino acids. NCBI's taxonomy places the organism in Eukaryota, Fungi, Ascomycota, Eurotiomycetes, Eurotiales, Aspergillaceae.
AUGGCGCCUUACUAUGAUGGCCUACUCGCAUUUCUCUUUCGGCAGCUGUUCUACAGAAUUCCUGAAGUUGCACCUCUCAAUCUCCAUGGAAAAGCCGUUCUCUUGACAGGGGCAAACUCCGGGAUUGGUCUUUCUCUAGCAAUGAUGCUUGCAUCACAGGGUGCUGAAGUGAUCACCGCCGUCCGAUCCAUAACCAAGGGCGAAGCUGCUCGACAGCAGAUUCUUCGAGCUCUUCCAACGGCCAAUAUUGAGGUUCGACAGUGUGACCUAGCGUCGUUCGACUCAGUCAGAAGCUUUGUAAGGCAGCUGAAAGAUGAAUCCAAGACCUUCGAUCUGCUCAUUCUUAAUGCCGGCGUUUGGUGUUCACAAUGGAUGGCGUCAGCGGAUGGGUAUGACAUUUCUCUCCAAGUGAAUGUGCUCUCGAACGCACUUAUGGCUAUGUCGCUUCUUCCGUUCCUCCGUUAUAAGAACGGCCCACCGCGCAUAGUCUUCGUGACAUCCGAGAGUCACGCUAUGGUCCCAACGCCCUUUGCCCAACACGGCAGGAUGUUGGACUUUUUCAACCAGAAAGCCCAAGCAUUCGAUCAUUACACCCACUACUACACGUCCAAACUGUUCGAGCUUCUCUUGGCCCAGGCUAUGUCUCGGCGUAUUGACCCGGGAAAGCUCUCAAUCGCUUUGGUUUCUCCGGGACUCUGCAAGAGUGAAUUGUUCCGCAAUGUAAGUGUUUCCACAUUUGCCUCCAGCUCAGAAGGCGUUUUAUGCCAAGAAAGACUCUGGGAGGAGAUAAUGAGCAUCCUGGACAGUGUAGACUCUGAUCUGGAGUCUCACUUGCACCUGGUCAGUUGA